This is a messenger RNA of Electrophorus electricus (electric eel), 4359 nucleotides long. The record is from RefSeq and is a predicted model, not a curated record. NCBI's taxonomy places the organism in Eukaryota, Metazoa, Chordata, Actinopteri, Gymnotiformes, Gymnotidae.
CCGCGCUAAACAUGGUGCGCAGCAGAAGCUUAACGAGACACCAGUAACUCCGUUUCGCAAAACUGUUAAUCGGACGCUUUUAUCUUGGCAUGCGCUGUUAGUUUAAUUCAAGUUCAUCGCUUCGGCAGGUUUCCAGCGGUCAGCCUGGUCAGGAGUCUCGCUCGCGAGCCGUGUAGGAGAGCGUGCUGCUAGCGCGUACACGCUUCAUAUUCCGCGUGGCCAGACUAGGAUACGCGGCUGGCCAACACGCGGGCGGGUCACGCGGCUUGGUGUCCAUGUGCUUUUGUUUUGAAGGGCGAUGUCGCUGUGGCGCCGCGUCAUUGACAAACACACGUGCAGCGCCCGGGGCGACGGGGCUGGCGCCGCUGCGUGCGCCUCCUCCGGCCUGCUGGGACACGAGUCCCUGAGCGCGCGGGUGUCCGCGGUAACGAGGAGGUGUACAGGUGAGCAAAACCCGAGCCCGUGCGCAGGGACGAGGGAGUCUCCCUCAUCGCGCACCUCCGCGUGUCCCUCCCGAGCUCCGGGACCGUCAGCCGGCGCGCUGGAGUCCUCGCUGCUUGGGCAGCUGCUCUCUGGAGACGCGGGAAGUCGCUACCUUGGGGGAAAGGGACCGAAGGACAUGCGUAACCCGAAUAAGGCCACCCUCACCCUGGACCUGACCACAGCACAGGUGGUAGAUGUAAACACGCGCGCAUGCAGUCUCUUCGAGUGCACAUGCAGAGAUCUGAUUGGUCGACCACUGACGUCUCUGCUGAAGACCAAUCAAAUGAUGGAAGAGGCCGCAGGCGAGGAGAACCUGGACUCUGCUGGAAACUUGAUCAGCGUUUCUGGAAAAGUGGUAAAUGCAGUGAGUGAGGGGGGGGCAGAGUUUCCUGUGUGUGUGACCGCCUGGUCACAUGAUCAGCACACCUGUGUCCUGCUGCUCGAGAGGGCGCAGAGGGUCACGGCGCACUUCUCCUUCUCGAUAGAGGGUGGGAUCCUCAGCUGUGACUCCACCUUUGCGCAUCUCCAUGGUUACGGUGACGCUGACGAAAUGACGGGGCUCUCAGUGGCACCUCUCAUGCCUUUGCUGCGUGUUCCUCUGUGCUGCAAGAGCAUUCCGAAGAUGUUGCGUGUGCAGAGGGUGUGUGUGCAGGGCCGAGGUGCCAGCCCUCUGCCGGUGUGUGUCCGGCUGCGGGCUGCCGUGUCCUGUGGGGAUCCACCAGCUCAGAAAGACAGAUCAGCCGGACCAGAUUCCGAGGAGAAUUUGCUCACCCGUUCCACAGAGCUCUCUCACACCGUGCCAGGUGGUGCUGUGGUGUAUUCUGGGUCACUGUGGGCGUUUAUUCCUUCCAGCGGCGUUCUAACGCUGCACCCCAACGGCACCAUCAAUGGCAUGAGCAGUGUGCACGGCCCUCUGCUGGUGGGAUACGAGGUGACGCAGCUUCUCGGGAAGAAUGUCACCUACCUGAUUCCAGCCUUCUAUGAGAGGAUGAGCGCACAUCUCAAAAGCCCCAGCCCUGACAAGGAGGAGGAGGAGGAUGAAGAGGGCAUGGUGUCCCACCCCCACGGCAGCUGCCGGACAGAGCUAAUCAGAAGCUGGAACGCUGCUGGAUUCACGUCUCCGUUCACGGCUUCUGCAAAGGACGGCCAGCAGGACUCGUGGAGUGAGUAUCCGAACACCGUGCUGGCUCGGGACAGCAUGGUGAUGUACCAUGCCCUGCAGAAGAGGGGAGGAGCUGGCAGAGGGGAGCGAGGCUUAACACGAGUCGGGUCCAAAGCUCACCAGCAGGGCGGAGCUUGUUCUGCAGAACCCUGCUCACCUGGAGACAGGCUGAAGGAGACUGCUGGUCUGUGUGCGGAGGCGUCUGCGCUCGUAACCCAGGGCGACGGGUCCACAUCAGCCGAGUCCACCACCGCGUUGCUGCAGACGUUCGCCUUGGUGGAGUCCCAGGACUGGGCGCUGCAGCCUGGAAACGCGCCCUCGUCUGGUCCCCUGGACCUGGAGAAGGAGCGUCCAGGAGGGGGCAGUGUGUGCUCAGAGUACGCCGGCGACUCCAGCUUUGAGGUGAUCUCCCUCGGCAGUCGCUCCUCCUCCGGAUUCUGUGAGAAGUGGGCGGGGCCUGAGAGGCUGGAUGACACACAGGAGCCAGGGCCACCGGACUCGGGCAGCUGCUUCCUGGACCUCGACGUAAACGGUGACGUGAUCGCUCGUGCCGUUGGGGACCUGGACCUGAGUGGGAGCACGGAAAUCCCGAACACUCCUCCCGCUGACCUCGCCCUCUCGCUGACCUCGUGUGACACAGCCGAGCUCCUGCGCACGCCCUCGCCCUACGUCAUCGACUCGGACCCAGAGACCGAGCCGUCCGGACGCACGCUUCCCACACAGCAAGAUCCGGAAGGCCAUCCGAGCCCCCAGCAGAGCUCUAAGCACCUACAGAAGGAUCCAGAUGUUCCGGAACCGUGGACCCCGCACUUCCAGUUUUGGAACGGCUCCCCCCGGAGCGGGAACGGCAGAAUGCUGUUGCCGGGCGACACCCCAGCGACCUCCACCCCUAAGAAGCCCCAGUCCAGCCCUGUGACCCCACUUUCUCCUCUGACCCUCAUACAGGAGGGACGGUUUCGGGCCAACUUCUACCACAGAGACGGAUCGCCUGUCGAGAUGCAGUGUGACGUGCGUAGAGCUGUUCUGUCUGGCGGAGGCGUCCUGUUCUGCGUGUGGCUCAGUGGGGGUAAUCCCUUCCUCCACCAGCAGGAGGUGCUGCAGAGCUUUCAGUCCUCCACAGCAGAGUCUUCGCUACAGGACGAGGCCGUCUGCAGCCUGGCAGAACUGAUCGGUGAGGGAGGUCACGGGAGCCUGGAGCAGACCAGGGCGUGUGAAGGGCAGUUUGAGGAAGACUACCAGCUCGUGCGCACCGUGGGGAAAGGCGCCUUCGGCUUCGUCUGGCUCGCAGCUCGACGCAGAGAUGGGCAGGAGGUGGUGGUGAAGUUCAUUAGGAAGAGUCGGGUGGUGAAGGAGUGUUGGGUGGAGGACCCUGAGAUGGGUCGUGUCACUCAGGAGGUCGCCAUACUGGCCCGGCUCCAACACCCCAACAUCGUGAAGGUGUUGGAGGUGUUUGAGAAUGAGUACUUCUUCCAGAUGGUGAUGGAGAAACAUGGAGAUGGUCUGGAUCUGUUUGACUUCAUCGACAUGCAGCCCAGACUGGAUGAAGCUCUGGCUAGUUACAUCUUCAGACAGUUGGUGUCAGCGGUGACUUACCUGCGGGGGGAAGGUGUCCUGCACCGGGACAUCAAGGACGAGAACGUCAUCAUAAACACGCAGUUCCACGUCCGGCUGAUCGACUUCGGCUCGGCCACGCCCCUCCAGCCGGGAACGCUCUUCCACAUCUUCUGUGGCACCCUGGAGUACUGCUCCCCCGAGGUGCUGCAGGGAAACCCAUAUGAGGGACCCGAGCUGGAGAUGUGGUCUCUGGGAGUCCUCCUCUACACGCUGCUCUUUAGUGAGAAUCCGUUCUGCACUGUGGAGGAGAUGUUGACGGCCAGACUCCAACCCCCCUGCAUCAUUUCUACGGAGCUGUCCGGUCUUCUGGCUGGUCUGCUCCACCCGGACCCUUCUCGGAGGUUCACCUUGGACGACCUUCUGCAGGAGCCGUGGAUCAGACAGCCCAUCAACCUGGGCCAGUACAGCUGGGCCGAGGUGUUCCGCUCCAGCCAGGACUCUUCUGAGCCCGACCAGUGCAGCCUGGAUCCGGAGCAGGCGGACCUCACACCUCUGCAGGACGAAAAUGAAGAGGAGGAGGAAGACGAGGAUGAGGAGCAGAAGAGAAUGAUGCUAGCACUGCAGUCCGAACUCCUGAAGUACCUCGGUGACGUGUGAGCGGGGCUUCCAGCCCGGGGGGGUGUAUAUGACACUAUUUCUGAACCGUGUGAGCAUUCGCCUUAAUGUAAAUGCUGGGGGGUAAACAUCAUAUUUAACAUGGACUAAAGAUGUGCUGCUGGUGUUUGUAUCAAAUCUGUCCAUCAAACGAAUCAAGUCCUGCUUGAAAGAAAAUGAAGAAAACAAACUAAAUAUCUUUUGUUUUUAAAUAAUAAACGCACUAACUCCAGUCAGAGAUUUGGUGAAGUGCUAUUGUACGUCUGGAUAAGGAAAGGCUGCACUGGGUGGAGUGUAAUGUGUGUUUAUCAGUUGUGUACCACAAAUUAAAGACUCCUGAAAUGUUACCGUUACACUCGUUUGUCAGAAUGUCGGUCUUCACAAUGUUAAUCCUUUGUUACAGUUUGCAUUGACGUCGUAGAGAAUGACCCUAAAGUGAUUUUGAUGUGUUAACAAAUAAUUUUUAUGUGGUUUCAACGAUUAAAUAUUCAUAUUUUAAAAACUAA